Molecule: messenger RNA, 1520 nt
Organism: Cucurbita pepo subsp. pepo (vegetable marrow)
Lineage: Eukaryota; Viridiplantae; Streptophyta; Magnoliopsida; Cucurbitales; Cucurbitaceae
Product: methyltransferase
Biological process (GO): tRNA methylation
Source: RefSeq, a predicted model, not a curated record
UUUCUAAGCUCCGUGAAGAAGAGUUUCGUAGGGUUUUAGGGUUCGUUUCGAGCAUGAAGGCAGUGCCGGUGAGUGAAGAAUUAGGUUUAGAAAUGGCUUCCCGUUGUCAGUUUUGGCUUCCAAAGAAGAACAGAUUCUGUGCGAAUUCUCCCAUUAACGAUUCCAAGUUUUGUGGUAAUCAUAGCUCGAGAGCUGAUACUCAGUGGGUUCCAUGUCCUGUAGACCCGUCUCACUCUGUGCUUCGAGAAAAUCUUGAAUGGCAUGUAAAGAGGUGUCCGUUAUUGAAACAAACUCAAUCCUUGGCUGUCCAACCGUUCUAUCAAAAGGGCAUCAAUGCUGGGGAGGAGGAUUCGAUAUCGUCCGAUGAAUUGGCUUCGGGCUUUUCAGAUAGCAUUUCCUCUGAAAUGAAGAGGAAUAUCGUUUAUGGUAUGUCUGGAGCUGAAUUUCAUCGGCUUCUUGCAAAGAUUAGAGCUCUUCAUGGGCUGAUAUGCAAGGAUAUUCAAGACUCUUAUAGGAUAAAGGAAGCUUGCAAUAUGUGGAUUAAAGGAGAAAUAGAUAGGAAAAUUCCAUUUCAAGAGAAACAUGUUCUGCAGCAGGCGUCGAUUCUUGGAAACAUGGAGGAAUUUGGAGUGCUGAGGAAUUAUGAUGGAGGGGAACAAUGUGAGGGUAACAGAUCGUGUGGCAAUGAGGCUAAUGUUGCCCCUGCGGUAAUUGAGUUCGGGGCAGGAAGAGGCUACUUAACUCAAAUGCUUGCGGAUUGCUAUGGUAUAAAAAGGGUGCUUCUGGUUGAGCGGAAAUCGUACAAACUGAAGGCUGAUCGAUCACUGCGACAGAAGGAGAGCUUGGUUUUAGAGCGUUUGCGAAUCGACAUUGAGGAUCUAAACCUGAACGCUGUUGAAUCUUUGAGGCAUAAUCCUUACUUGGCCAUUGGCAAGCAUCUCUGUGGGCCUGCAACAGAUUUGGCUCUCAGAUGUUGUCUUACCAAACAAUCCAAUCAUGUCAAUACUGAACAGUGCGGAGAUAGGCCGAAAUUGAGAGGUUUGGCUAUAGCGACAUGUUGUCAUCACCUUUGUCAAUGGAAGCAUUACACAAAUAAGAGAUACUUAUUAGAACUCGGAAUCACGAAAGAAGAAUUUCUUGCUAUUACAUGGUUCACUAGUUGGGCAGUGGAUGCUAAUCACAGUGAAGAUAUUUCAGAUGGUGCCGACUUGAAAACGUUUCUUCAAUCUAGUGAAAAUGAAGGCGAUGGAAUGAACGGAAGCACGGUAGAAGACAUUGCUAGACAUAUGAAUCCAGUGGAAAGAGCAGUCCUGGGAUUUAUGUGCAAGGAGAUUAUUGAUAUGGGAAGACUAAUGUGGCUCAAGGAAUGUGGCUUGGAAACACAGCUUGUCAAGUAUGUCCCAUCUAGCAUCUCCCCUGAAAACCAUUUACUUAUUGCUAAAUGCAGAAAUAUUUGUGCUGCUUAGAUGCUCUAAUUGAAAAUUUCUUGAUUUAUCAUGAGAAAGUCAUUUGUUGAAGCA